Messenger RNA from Gordionus sp. m RMFG-2023, 1054 nucleotides. Its product is annotated as protein kinase C zeta type-like. The transcript has 7 exons. Lineage: Eukaryota; Metazoa; Nematomorpha; Gordioida; Chordodea; Parachordodidae. The annotation marks the transcript as partial. Gene Ontology annotation, molecular function: protein serine/threonine kinase activity; ATP binding. Gene Ontology annotation, biological process: protein phosphorylation. The record is from RefSeq and is a predicted model, not a curated record.
AUGAAGGUUGAUACUGCACCAAAGAAAGAUAAUAAAAAGGUUAAUGUGUGGUCUCGUGUUAGAAAAUGUUUUGGUUGCAGAAGAAAAGAAGGUAUCAGGCCUGAUGGCCUAGUCAUUAAUGCUUUAAUGAACGACGUGAGGGAAUACCCUAUUUUCAAAAAGUGUUUUGAAAAUAGGGGUAUCGGCAAGAUGAAUGUUUGUGAAGAUGGGGUAGAGGGGGUUGUCAGAGGUAUGUCAGUUAAUCCCUGUAAGGACAACCUUUCUUACCCCAUCUUCAAAAUGUGUCCUCAAAAAUUGAAGGUGGAGGAUAAUAUUAUUGAUCCUGUUGAGGAUGUUAAAUAUUCUUCCAAGGAUGAUACAAAAAUAAAACCCAUUUGCACAGAUUACGAUUUUGUAAAGCUAAUAGGCCAGGGUGGAGCUGCUAAGGUUUUCCUUGCCCGUUCCAAAACAAAUGGGAAGGAAUACGCCGCAAAGGUGAUUCGGAAGCAAUUCCGUGACGAUAUAGAGGAUGCCUACAGCAAAAGGCUAAUUCAUAGAGAAAAGUUAGUUUUCGAUAAAACUAAAAAACUCCCAUUUAUGGUUGAGUUAUUCGCCUACUACCACACCCCUAUGAAUUACGCCUUCAUCAUGGAGUACGUUGACGGUGGAGACCUCCAUCGUCACCUCCGACAUCAACCUAACUCUACACUACCCGAGCACCAUGCUCGUUUCUAUGCGGCGGAGAUAACCUUAGCACUCCACCACCUACACAGUAGAGGAAUCAUCCAUAGAGACGUUAAACCGGAAAAUAUUCUAUUGUGCUCCGAUGGCCAUAUCAAACUAUCUGAUUAUGGCCUAUGCACGGAUAUUCUACCAAGUUUCAUCGAAAGACGAAAAUCUCUGCGAGUCGGGACUGUCUACUACAAGGCACCCGAAGUUUCAUUCGAUCCAUAUUAUAGCUAUAGCAUAGAUUGGUGGGCCUUAGGGGUAGUUUUGUACGAAAUGUUGGUUGGCAAACUCCCCUUUGGCCUAGAAGCCAAGCCCUCUCACAACGAUGACCACUAUCGUUUACAAG